UGAUUUAAGAGCUGAAAAUGGAGCACAGCCUCUGUUUCAGGAUGGUCUCGAAGUAAAAGUGUGGUGUUAAUUUGCAGCCCCAGGGAAGGAGGGUGUUUGUGUUGCAGGAACCACAGUGCCUAUUUAUUGCCGGAGGGGACAUGUGGCAGCUUCACUUGUUCACUCUUCUUGAUGUGACUUCUCAUCACUUGUUUUGAGCAGCUUCCAGAGCAGAGGACCCUUGGCAGCAUGGGGCACUCCAGCCACUGAGACCAGGCACAUUCUGUCUUCAGAUCCUCUCUUAACAGCUGUUAGUUUGUUUUCAAUGAAUUUGGCCAAACGUUGAUGAGGUGUGAAAGUGGUGACUGCAAACGUGGGGGAGGAGAGCAGGAACGCUAGAGGAGCACGUCAUUGCUAUAUCUAAACCUGGAGCUGGUUGAUAAGCACAUGAGGGGAGCUGAGCUUCCUCCCUGACACCAGAUAGGCUGAGUGAGAAGUUGUGCAACCCCUUAAAGCUUGUGGAGGUGUAAUAAUUGUGUGGGGAACCUGCCUGGUUAAAAAAAUCCCACCAGGGUUCCUCAUGUGUCUUGGUGGGACACCAGUUUGUUCAUUUUGGUGAGGGUAGGUUUCAGUCUCUUACCCUUAACAGAAUGAAGCCAGAAGCAGUGUGACUAUACUGGAAUGUUGAAUUACUGAUAGAGUCUCUACAGCCUGCUGGAAAACUGUGUCUGAGGGUGUUGGGAUUGUGACCAGAACCUUCCCCUCUGGAUAGGAAGGAAGGAAAAUGGAGGCUGAUAAGAAAUUGUUUCUUGCAAGUGAUGGUCCCAUCUGUCGAAUCUGUCAUGAAGGUGGAAGUGGGGAGGGACUGCUUUCCCCGUGUGACUGCACAGGAACACUGGGCACCGUGCACAAGAGCUGCCUGGAAAAAUGGUUAUCCUCCUCCAACACAAGUUACUGUGAGCUCUGCCACACAGAAUUUGUUGUAGAGAGAAGACCAAGACCUUUGACAGAGUGGCUGAAGGAUCCCGGUCCCCGCAAUGAGAAGAGGACACUCUUCUGUGACAUGGUGUGUUUCCUGUUCAUUACUCCCCUGGCUGCCAUCUCGGGCUGGCUGUGUCUGCGUGGAGCCCAGGAUCAUUUGCAGUUCAACAGCCGGCUGGAGGCCAUCGGACUCAUAGCACUAACCAUAGCACUUUUCACAAUCUACGUCCUUUGGACGCUGGUCUCGUUCCGGUACCACUGUCAGCUGUACUCGGAGUGGCGAAGGACCAACCAGAAAGUCCGUUUGAUGCUCCCGUCCUCGCGGAGCCCUCACCCCGUGCCCCACUCCCUCCUCUCCGCCAAGCUCAUGAAGAAGAGCGCGGAUGAAACCACGGUGUGAGCCCGUCCUGCCUGGCUGCUGGGCCGGGGCAGCCCUGAGGGCUGGCACGGGCGAGGAGGGCCAGGUGUCCCCACGUGCACACAGGAAACGUGGCAACUGUGGAGGCCCUCGGGAGCAGUCAUCCCCCCCAAAGGACUUUGCAGCCAGUGUGUACUUUAUACCGUGGCAAACAGACAGAGAAUUGAUCACUGUCAUGUGAAAUGGCCCAAAAGAGCCAGAUGGUAGAACGUGCCUGUCUGCAGGGACACUUUCCUAUAACUCAAUACCAUACGUGGAAAAUAUCUCCCUCUCUAUAUAUAUCUCUAUAUAUAAUAUUAUUUUUUAAUGGCCAUGCA
Messenger RNA from Pezoporus occidentalis (night parrot), 1695 nucleotides. It is a transcript of the gene MARCHF2, whose product is annotated as membrane associated ring-CH-type finger 2. Gene Ontology annotation, biological process: protein ubiquitination. The transcript is spliced from 4 exons. Gene Ontology annotation, molecular function: zinc ion binding; ubiquitin-protein transferase activity. Bases 764 to 1360 code for a protein of 198 amino acids. Lineage: Eukaryota; Metazoa; Chordata; Aves; Psittaciformes; Psittacidae. The record is from RefSeq and is a predicted model, not a curated record.